This is a messenger RNA of Boleophthalmus pectinirostris (great blue-spotted mudskipper), 4759 nucleotides long. RefSeq lists its product as uncharacterized. The record is from RefSeq and is a predicted model, not a curated record. Gene Ontology annotation, biological process: regulation of transcription by RNA polymerase II. NCBI's taxonomy places the organism in Eukaryota, Metazoa, Chordata, Actinopteri, Gobiiformes, Gobiidae. The transcript has 7 exons. Gene Ontology annotation, molecular function: RNA polymerase II cis-regulatory region sequence-specific DNA binding; DNA-binding transcription factor activity, RNA polymerase II-specific; protein binding. Bases 982 to 3792 code for a protein of 936 amino acids.
AGGUGGAUUGGUUAGGCUGACGAUUAGCAACAAACAGAAGGUUACGAGUUUAAAUUUUUGGAUUAUUUGUCACACAGACUGGAUUUUUGUCAUCGUGAGUGUCACGAUCCACGUCGAGUGUCUAUGAUGCGAUAUUUGGCCCGCUUUGGAGGCGGCCCCGGGGCGAUCUGAAACAUGAGUGCAUAUCGCGGAGACAACCUCGCUUUUAGGUCGUUUCAAGCGGCGAUGCUGAGCUGAGAGCUGCGUCAUCAUGUUGCUUCCGACCCGAGUUGGGCAAAAGAAAUCUCAAGUUAAAGCCAGGGGUAAAUCUGUUCACCGCCAGCCAGCGUUGGAGACCACUCCCGAGUCCUGAAAUAGAUGGGAAAUGGGCUACCUUUGAGAGAGGAGCGCUGGAGCCUUAGCGCAGCGAAACUAGUGACUUUCUUGUCCCUUGGCUGUUGGCGCGAUAUUUCCCUGGGUGAAUUUAUUAUCUACACUUGGCUGGACAUACAUAAAUAUUCUAAAGGACAAUAACCACUAAAUUACCACAUCAUGUUCCAAAAGGCCUUCUGAAAACUUGGUGUGUAUGAGUUUUGACAUUGAAGUACAGCGGUUUCGAAAUGAUGCUUUGACAGUGUCCAGUGUAGGCCUGCGUAAAGAGAUGUAGCAAUUUGAUUGUUUACGAUGGCCAUAACGACAAGCGUCAACACUGAAAUAUAAGUGAUAAUAUGGAAGGACACUAACUCAAUGGCCUUUUAAUAGUACAUUAGUUGGACUACUAAACAAUGUAUAAUGCAAAUUGUUGUUAGGUGUGUAAUCUGUUGCGUCCUGUCAUUGCAGGCACGUGGACUUUGUUUCAGAAUGGUGCACAAAGUUUUGGUGGGGUGCUCCCUGCUGCAAGGGUCCCACUAAUCUGAAGGUGUCAAUUACUGCUGCUCGAGAGAGACUCGCUCCUAUAUAGGUGAAUUGACUGUAUUUUAGUCUAAAUCAAGCGCUUUGCAAAUGGCUGGUGACUGCACCCAUAGCAACGCUCAGUACGCGCACACGGAGAGGUUUUGUCCGUCCAAAUCCUGGUCAGACACGGACCGGGAGAUGGAGGCAUCCGAAAACUCGGAAGGGCGUGGGCGCGCGGCGCGUUUGCUGCCACACUUUGAAGUAAUUGAUGGACUGCUGUACCGCAAAAAACUUGAGAGAGGAUUUAUAAAUUACCGAGAGGUAUUGGAUGAAGACCGGCGACAAGAAGCCAUUGGCACGUUUCACCGGCGACGUCCAGACCAGCGCCACCUCUCCUUGGAGGACACUUACAAAAGUGUGGCUGAUAACUACUGGUGGGAUGGGAUGUAUUUUCACAUCAAAGACUUUGUCCUAAACUGCCCCGAAUGCAAAAGGCAGUGCAACAAGAAACAUGGACUGGAGAGCAGAACACGUGUCACCAAAACCAUGGCGUCAUACAGCAGUGAGCUGCUGAGCAGGCUGAAGAGUCAGAGGGACGCUGGACUCUUCUGUGACAUCACUCUGCGCACCAGCGGCCGCUCUUACUCUGCACACAGAGCAGUUCUAGCAGCUGUCAGUGACCACUUCCAGGAAAUUUUCAACGAGAUGGAUUCCAGUACCAAAGCUGACGUAGAUCUGACUGGUUUCAGUGAGGACAGCCUUGUGUCACUGCUGGAGUUCUCAUACUCCUCCACCCUAUCUGUUCGAAAGGAGGAUCUCCCUGAGGUGGUCACACUGGCUCGUCACUUGGGCAUGUGGCCUGCAGUGGAGGCCUGCAGUGCCCUCAUGAAAGAACAGGAACGGCCACCUUUCAUACACCACACCCCCCUCCGUCCAUGUAGAAACCUGACCUUUGGCAGUCCCUGUCAAGAGCAGAACUUCUUGCUUCGAGAGGGCCGGAGAAAAAGAGGCUUUGGUUUCCAUGACAGCCUGGAUGACAGCUUCUCUCUGACACUGGAGGCAUCAGACGAGUCAACAGAAAUCAGUCCAAGGCGCAUUUUACGUCAAACCCCAAAACGCCAAGGCCAUAAUGGCCUCCCUUUGAGUACAUCUCCAAGAAUGAAACUUAUGGACUUUAAGUCCCCUUCGUCAAAGAAGCCAACUUAUUCACCAGUGUCUCCUCCACACACUCGUCUUCUCCGGUCCACUCCAGGAGCUGCUAAAGAGCUUCAGAGGCUGCUGCCACAGUCUGACAGCUCUUCGCGAUACAAGAAAACUCACUCAAGCCCUCAGCGCUCAAGCUCUUCUAGAACUAAGCCUAGUGCUGUCUGCAGCCCAGUGAGAGUGAAGCAGGAGGCCCCUGAUGUCGGAGAAGAUGAGGAGGAUUACGAACGAGCACAAGAGAAGUACCAACUGAUGCAUGUUCUGGGGCUACAGAGGACUGCUCUCCUGCCCAGACCAGAAGAUCUGGUUGGAUGGAGACAAAAGAAAAGGCUAAGGAAACUGAAAGCCAACAAUUAUUCACUAACCAAAAGAAGGAAACCCCGUAUCUCAACACCAGUACUACCUUAUAAGGGUGUGACACUGGCACUUCCUCUCUGUAACCCGGUUAAUGUUCACCUCCUCCGUAAAACAGGGAAGAGCAUGUCUGCUAGUCAAAUCACAGCACGUGAAAUGAAUGUCAAGAAAACAAAAGGCCCCCCACGGCGUGUUCCCCCCAGUGACAGGAGCAUGCGGAGUAAAGGAGUAGUACCUGAUGUAUUCCAGCCCCCUUCGAGGCUCUCCUGUGGAAUGCGGGAGCUGAGGGAGCUGGUCAGGAAAGGUGAGGGGACACAUCUGCGCUCUCAAAGGCCACUGAGACAUAACACCCCUAAAAUAACAGCCAAACAUUCAGUCAGGAUCAAACCAGAACCAGCAGAAUACUCCAUCUCAGGUGUGUCUCAUACUACCCCGCCUUCACAGAGGACACAAGCCAAAUGUAAGGGGGCAGAUGCUGUCAGAACGCCUCGCUACAACAGCAGUCGGCCCUCACAGAAGACGAAGCUUAGACAGGAAUCCACUAGAGGGCCAAAGACAAACGGUAAAGCUAUAGAUGAAGUCAAGAAUAAUGAAGCUGGUGGACGAAUGCCUGAGAAUACACCCACUUCCAUCUACAAUCAUGCACUGUAUAAAGUAAUUAAGGAGGAGCCAGCAGAACCCAUCCCAGUGGGCCAGUUCUGUGAUCCUCCUUCUCCGGACCUUGGCAAACGCCAAAGCAAGCCCCCCAUCAAACUGCUAGACUCUGGCUUUCUGUUCAGUUUCUGCCGGUCUCCAGGGGGACCGAUGGGACUGAAGAAGGAGGAGGAGAGCGUGGACAUCUGCCUCACCCGCUCAGUGGCUCGGUUCAGAGGAGAGGAGUCCCAUAGAGCUCUGAGAGCCAGAGCACCCCCACCAGCAUCCACAGUGAAGAGAGAGAGAGUGGAGAGGAGGACAAACCAGCGAGACCGAGCAAAUGCAAGAAAAGUGCACAAACUGCCUGCAUCUGCUGUGCCAAAGGUCACACUCAACAUCUCAAAGAAAGGCAAUGUGACGUUGAGCAGAAGGAACUGCGUCAUAUUGGACUCUGUGCACAGAGCCAGACUAAAGCAGCUUCGAGGGCCACGUAGCCAAGCCCCCAAAGCCCCAAAGUCUGCCCAUGUGUGCCCCCAGUGCCCUUCCUCCUACAGGGACUGUGACGCGCUCAUGACUCACCGACUCAGGCACAUUGAAGGCAAGCACUGGCCAUGUCCGCUCUGCAGUAAGACGUUCUUUAGACUGAGAAACGUCCGAAACCACAUCCGCACUCAUGACCCCAAACUGUACAAGUGCCGGAGCUGCAUAGCUGCUGGUUCCUGUGGCUGAUUCAAACCUGCUGAAGGUUGAAGACGGGGUGACACUGGACUACAGUGUGGAGGGGAAGGCACUGGAUGGACCUGCUGCAUGUACAUAAUGCAUCUGUCCCACAAGCACAAUGGUCUGUGGAAAGACAUAAUCUAACCUGUAUUUUAAUCAUUGCUGCUGUCAAUGAUCCCUAAUGUUAUUUAAAUAACCAAACAACGGUUGCUGUAGUUUGCAUUUCCGUAGCGUCAGAAGGUUAAACUUGAACUUUACACUCAGGGGGUUGGGAUGAGUUGCCACGGUGAUACAACCUCAUUGGUUGUGUAUAGAAUUUAAUGUAAAGUGAUUGUUAUAACUAUUACAGCUACUUAUUGUUAUUAUUUUUAUAUGUUUAGAUGAACUUUGAGUGCACUUACGUCAUAGCUUCUGUUGUAAACCUAAGAAGUGGUAAUGAACUGAAGGCUGUGUGUCAGGGUGUGUAUACUUGAAGUGAUGCAAAGAUGGGUGGGUAUACUUGAAAUCAGAGGAAUAGUUAGAUUUGAGUCUGUUCUUGGCGUGUUUAAGUCUCUGUCCUUUUGGUGUGCUCCUUUUUAAAUUAUUCCAACCCUUUCCUUCAUUUUGAACUGCUAGAGCCAAAAGACUUUUUGUUUAGGUGGAUUUGUGGAGUGGAGCUGGCAUGGUAACACUGCAUGUGUAAUUUGUAGACCAUUUUAGACCAUUGUCUUUUUCCAAGACUGCCAAUUUUUUAAAGGGAACUAUAUCUCAUUUUUAAUUAUGAAUUUCUGAAAUACAUAUUAAUCUAGUGUCCUUACAGAUGGCAUAAAGUUCUCCCUAUUCACUUUAAUCAAAGUUGGGGCGCUUCUGCCUCAGAUUCCCCUUCUACUGAAUAAAUGCAAUGUGUGCACAUAAAGAGAUGUUUUUGACAAAAUGAUUUUAGAAAAAUUAUCUUACUCCUGCUAUCUGUUAAAAUAUAAUAAAACUUUACCUUUUA